AUGAAAAUCACGCGCGUUAUGCAAUCUGUCAUGAUAAAAGACUCUGUUGAAGCGUACCAGUACAAACGUUUAGAACAUAUUCGUCGUUGGCAAAUCCAUUCCGGAAACAACCACAUCUGUUUCAAUGGACACUGCAUCACUGGAAAAAACCUUUCCGGUGCAAUCUUUCUCAUCAGUGUAAUCUCAUUAACAACUAUUUUCUGGUUCAUCUUUGAACUGCCGGUGUUAAUGAAAGAACUCCAUUAUAAACGAUUUAUUCUUCUCGUUGGACUACUUUACCUUUUCUAUACAUACAUCUAUUUCUUUCGAUCGAUGUGCACUGAUCCAGGUAUCAUUCAACGUCCGUCUUUACUAGAACGUACAAUUAUGAACCAGCAGUUUCAUUUCGAUCAAAUGACAUCCGAUCAAUUGAAUAACCUCAGAUAUGAUAUUCAAGUGAAUGAUGCUGUAAUCAAAUGCAAAUAUUGUAUUACAUGCCAGAUGAUUCGAUCACCUCGUUCAUCGCAUUGUCCGAUAUGUUCGAAUUGUGUGACAAUACUCGAUCAUCACUGUCCAUUUUUGAGUACAUGUAUCGGAAUGAGAAAUUACCGAUUUUUUAUCAUAUUUCUUAUUUGUCUGUUGCAAACAGAUCUAUUCUAUUUCAUCACAACUUUAACCAAAAUACUGAUUUCCAAUGAUCAUCCAACAUUCCUCAUGUCAAUUCCAACCUAUUUUAUACUAAUUAUUACAGGCCCUGGUGCCCUUUACAUAUGCAAUCUGUUGGGAUAUCAUUGCAUGAUAUCAAGUCGUGCAUUAACAACCCGAGAAGAUGAUAAAAAUCUCUAUACAAAUUCGAACCCAUUUUAUGCACAUCGUUGGUAUCUCAACUUAGCGAGAAAACUUUGUACUUCACUGCCCCCGAGCGCAUAUGGAGCUCAUCGUUUAAUAUAUCAAACAGAGUUUCGAUUGAUCAAAGAGACUGUUUAA
Messenger RNA from Adineta ricciae, 966 nucleotides. The record is from the annotation of a GenBank genome assembly. NCBI's taxonomy places the organism in Eukaryota, Metazoa, Rotifera, Eurotatoria, Adinetida, Adinetidae.